Messenger RNA from Cuscuta epithymum, 1438 nucleotides. NCBI's taxonomy places the organism in Eukaryota, Viridiplantae, Streptophyta, Magnoliopsida, Solanales, Convolvulaceae. The record is from the annotation of a GenBank genome assembly.
UUCACAUAUUGCUUUAUGGUAUCAGAGCGGCGGUUCUUCGCCCCUUCCUAUCGGCGCUAAUCAUGACUGGUGGAACAACUCCUUCCCAGAGUCUGAUUUAUGCUCUCAGUCCCAGUGAUAAUCCAGGGACGGUUAUCACUCAUGUUGUUCUCAAAGGCUACAAUUAUGAAGAAUGGGCGAGGGGAUUUCGAGUCUCUCUUCGUGCCAAGCGAAAACACGUAUUCAUAGAUGGCAGUCUCAAGCAACCGGCUGACAGCUCUUCCGAAAUUGAUGAUUGGUGGACGAACAACUCCAUGAUAGUGGCCUGGAUGUUCAACACCAUCGAACCUUCACUGCGGGCUUCCAUCUCUUAUCGCGACGUUGCCUUUGAUUUAUGGAGAGAUAUCAAGGAAAGAUUUUCGGUUGGUAACGGAGUAAAGAUUUAUCAAGUAAAGUCUGAACUCUCCGAUUGCAAACAGAGAAGCGGUGAGAAAAUUAUGAGUUAUUACGGGCGCCUCAAGAAACUGUGGGACGAUCUGGAUGAUUUUGAUCCUCUUCCGUCAUGCGAUUGCUCAGGCUGCAAAUGUAACCUAACGACAAAACUUCGCAAGCGACGUGAUGAUGACCAAGUUCGGGAAUUUUUAAUGGGGCUUGAAUCAUUCUAUGCAAACACCCGGUCAAGCCUGUUGGGAAUUGAGCCCCUGCCAUCGCUAAAUAUAGUAUAUUCCAGGCUAAUUCAAGAGGAAGAAGUGCGGAUGAUCACUGGCAGUCAGGAGGAAGGAACAAAUCCCAUGAGCUUCGCCGUCCGGGGAAAUACUUUUACCGGCCGGAAUUCAGGGGGGGCUGCUCGGGUCUCUAAUAACUCUAUUGUUUGCACCUUUUGUUCUAAAACAGGACAUACUGAGGAGAAGUGUUUUGUCAAACACGGGUACCCCGAAGGCUGGCUGGAACGUAGACGUGGAAUGAACAAGGGACGUGGACAGCCUGGAAACAAUGGCGGUUCAGGAGGAUUCCAGAGCUCUUCUACGAAUCAGCAACCCAAGGCCAACGUUGCUCAUACCGGAGAGGUGGUCAAAGAACUUGGUGAUAUCCGCCUCAAUGGACCAAGUCUCGAGGACCAGGAUUGGUGUGGGUGAACAGUAUGGCGGGCUCUUCUAUUUGGCGAUGGGGGAGAGAGUACUCAUUCACAAUGCUACACAUUUGGAUAUUGGCGAACUUUGGCAUGCACGCUUGGGACACCCGUCAUUACAAGUUUUGGAUUUUUUGCCUCAAGUUAGUGGUCGCUAUAGUAGUUUAAUUAAUAAGCCGUGUGAUGUUUGUCAUCGUGCUAAGCAAACUCGUUCUGUUUUUCCGUCAAGUAGUCAUAGAGCAUCUCAUUUGUUUGAAUUGAUACAUUGUGAUGUUUGGGGACCAUAUAGUGCCAACCGUUCUUGUGAUUCGAGAUAUUUUCUUACUAUCG